AUGAAUAAUAUACAUAAUUUGUUACAUGUUGAUCUUAAUUAUGGAGCGUCCUUUGUAAUUUACUCCAAAGGUGGAGGGUUUGGCGGUUUUGGUGGAUCCGGAAGCCCUGGAGGUCCCGCGGGUCCGAUAGGAUUUGGUGGUCCAGGUGGCAUAGGAGGUCCGAGUGGCUCGGGCGGUCCAAUAGGUUUAGGUGGGCCAAGCGGUUUCGGUGGCCUAAGUGGACCUGGUGGUCCUAGCGGACCCAGUGGUCCCAAUGGGCCUAGUGGUCCCGGUGGUCCAACGGGCUUAGGUGGCUCGAAAGGUCCUGGCGGUUUUGGCAUUCAAAGUAUCCCAAGCAGCUUUGGAACUCCUGGAAAAUUACUGGGUAGCACAGGAAUUGGUGGGUUUGAAAAGCCUGGAGAACCCGGUGCAAUAGGAUAUGGUGGUCCUGGUGCAAUAGGAGGACCGAGAGGCGCGGUCGAUGCAAGAGGUCCAGGAGGAUUAGUUGGUCCAAGUGGACAAGGUAUUCCAAACAGUUUUGGUGGCCCAAGAGGUGCCGGUAAACCAAGUGGACCCAGUGGGCUAAGAGGACCUGGUGGUCCAAGCGGACCAAGUGGGCCACAAAGACACGGUGGUACAACAGGUUUAGGUGGCCCGAAAGGUCCUGGUGGUCCUGGCAGUAUCCCAAGCAGCUUUGUAACUCCUAAUAAAUUACCGGGUAGCACAGGACCCGUUUUCGGCACCAAAGAUUCAAAAAUACCGGGUGGUCAAAAAGGUCCAACUGGCUUUGGAAGUCCUGCAAAAACGGGCUUCCCAUCUGAAAGUGGUCAAUAUAGGCCAGAUAAGUAUAAUCCGGAUGAAAGUGGGCAAUAUAAACCUAAUAAUGAUGGUCAAUAUAUUCAUCAAGCUGGACCAGAUGGACCAGGAGCACCAGAUUACAUACAUCAAGAGGGUCCAGGUGGCGGGUUUGGCGGUUCCGGUGGAUUCGGAAGUCCUGGAGGAACCAGAGGUCCAACAGGAUUUGGUGGUCCAGAUGGCAUAGGUGGUUCAAGUGGAUUAGGUGGUCCAAAAGGUCCAGGUGGUCCAAAAGGUCCAGGUGGUCCAAAAGGUCCAGAUGGUCCAAAAGGUCCAGGUGGUCCAAAAGGUCCAGGUGGUCCAAAAGGUCCAGGUGGUCCAAAAGGUCCAGGUGGUCCCAGAGGACCUGGUGGUCUAAGCGGACCAGGUGGUCCUACAGGAUUUGGCGGUCCAGGUACUAUAGGAGUUUCGAAAGGUGCUGGCGGUCCAAAGGAACCAGGUGGUUCAAGUAGACCUGGUAGUCUAACCGAACCACGAGGUCCCAGUGGUCCAACAGGUUCCGGAAGUUUGAGAAGUCCAGAUGGUCCUGGAAUUCAAGGUAUUCGAAGUAGCUUUGGAACUCCUGGAAUUUCACCUGGUAGCACAGGUAGCCCAGGUAGCCCAGUUGUUACAGGUAGUCAAAGCAGACCUAAUAACGUUUUUGGCACGAAAGACUCAACAACACUGGGUGGUCAAAAAGGUCCAAGUGGCUUUGGAAGCCCUGCAAGCACAGGUGCAGCAACUGAAGGUGGUCAAUAUAGACCAGAUAGGUAUAAACCGGAUGAAAGUGGGCAAUAUAAACCGGAUAAUGAUGGUCAAUAUGUUCACCAAGCUGGGCCAGAUGGGCCAGGAGCACAAGAUUACAUACGCCAAGAAGGUCCAGGUGGCGGGUUUGGCGGUUUCGGCGGAUCUGGAAGACCUGGAGGACCCGGGGGUCCGACUGGAUUCGGUGGUGCAGAAGGUCCAAGAGGCGCGGGCGGUACAAAAGGUCCAGGCGGAUCAAGUGGCCUUGGUGCUCCAAGCGGCCUCGGUGGUCUAAAAGGUCCUAGUGGUCCAAGAGGUCCUGGUGGUCCAAGUGGACCCAGUGGUCUAAGAGGUCCCGGUGGUCCAAGUGGACCCAGUGGUCCAAGUGGACCCAGUGGUCCAAGUGGACCCAGUGGUCAAAGAGGUCCCGGUGGUCCAAGAGGUCCCGGUGGUCCAAGUGGACCCAGUGGUCCAAAAGGUCCCGGUGGUCCAAGUGGACCCAGUGGUCCAAGAGGUCCCGGUAGUCCAAAAGGACCUGGCUAUGGAACUCCUGGAAUAUUACCGGGUAGCAUACGAAGUCCUGUUGGUCAAAGUGGUCUAGGCAAACCUGGUGACGUAUUUGUCACGAAAGGUUCAAGAACACCGGGUAGUCAAAUAGGUCCAAGUGGCGUUGGUAGUCCCGCAAGAUCAGGCACCCCAUCUGAGAGUGGUCGAUAUACGCCAGAUAAGUUUAAAUCGGAUCAAAGUGGACAAUAUGUACCAGAUAAUGACGGUCAAUACGUUCAUCAAGCUGGACCAGAUGGACCAGGAGCACAAGAUUACAUACAUCAAAAGGGUCCAGAUGGCGGCUUUGGCGGUUACGGUGGAUUCGGAAGACCUGGAGAACCUGGAGGUCCGAUAGGAUUUGGUGGGCCUGGGGGUCCGAAGGGCGUUGGCGAUUCGAGAGGAUCGGAUGGUCCAAAAGGACCAUAUGGUCCAAGUGGUUUGGGUGGUCCAAAAGGUCCAGGUGGUCCAAAAGGUCCAGGUGGUCCAAAAGGUUUAGGUGGUCCAGGUGGUCCAGAAGGUCCUGGUGGUCCGAAAGGUCCAGGUGGUCCAAAAGGUCCAGUUGGUCCAAAAGGACCAGGUAGUCCAAGUGGACUAGGUGGUUCAACAGGUUUAGGUGUCCCAAAAGGUUCAGUUGGUCCUGGCAUUCAAGGUAUCCCGAGCAGCUUUGGAACUUUUGGAAAAUUACCGGGUAGCACAGGAAUUGGUAGAUCUGAAAGACCCGGAGAAUCCGCUGAGAGAGGCGUGGCCGGUCCAAAAAUUCCAGGCGGUUCAAGUGGACUCUCUCGUCCAAGCGGGCAAGGUGGUCCAACAGGUUUUGGUGGUUCAAGAGGUUCCGGUGUUCCAAGUGGCCCCGGCGGAUUAAGAGGUCCAGGUGGCCUUGGCGUUCAAGGCAUCCCAUCUGAGAGUGGUCAAUAUAGACCGGAUAAAGUUAAAUCGGAUCAAAGUGGGCGAUAUAAAUCCGAUAAUGACGGUCAAUAUGUUCAUCAAGUUGGACCAGAUGGACCAGGGGCACAAGAUUACAUACAUCAAGGUGGUCCAGGUGGCGGAUUUGGCGGUUACGGUGCACCUGGAAAAUCUGAGGGACCCGGUGGUCCGUCAGGAUUGGGUGGACCUGGAGGUCCAAAGGGCGUUGGUAGCGCGGGAGGGCCAAAAGGUCCAGGUGGUCCAAGAGGAUCCGGUGGUUCAAGCGGACCCGGUGGGCCAAGCGGGCCCAGUGGGCCAAGAGGACCCGGUGGGCCAAGAGGACCCGGUGGUCCAAGCGGACCCAGUAGUCCAACAGGUACGGAAGGUUCAAAAGUUCCAGGUGGUCUUGCCAUUCAAGGUGUUCCAAGCAGCUUUGGAUAUCCUGGAAAAUUUCCGGGUAGCACAGAAAGCAUAGUUGGUCUAGGUGGUCCAAAUAUACCAGGUGCUCCAAAAACACCUAGUGGUCCAUUUGCUCAAAAUAUUCCAGGCAGUGCUCGGAGUCCACCGAGUAGCACAAAAAGCCCUUUUGGCACAGUCGAUGGCGGCAGACCAGGAGCCCUUGGAGGCUUCGGCGGCCCUGAAGCUCCAGGUUUAGUUGGCCCCUAUGGUCAGAGUAAGCCAAGUAGACCAGAUGGUUUAGGCGGUACCAUCCAGAGAGGGUAUCUUCCAGUGAAGGACGGUUCUAGAUCUCCAGGAGCCUCAACUGGAGUAAGGCCAGAAGAUUUACGAGGUUCAAGUGGCCCAGGUGGCGGGUUUGGCAGUUUUGGUCCAGGUGGUUCAAGCGGACCAGGUGGUACAAGAGGACCCAGCGGUCCAAGUGGGCCCGGCGGACCUAGCGGACCUAGCGGACCAAGCGGUCCGAGCGGAUCCAGCGGUCUCAGCGGACCCGGCGGUCCAAAAGGACCAAGCGGUCCUAGCGGACCCAGCGGUCCUAGCGGUCCCAGCGGACCCAGCGGUCCUAGCGGUCUCAGCGGUCCCAGCGGGCCCGGCGGUCCAAAAGGACCAAGCGGUCCUAGCGGACCCAGCGGUCCCAGCGGUCCCAGCGGACCCAGCGGUCCUAUCGGUCUCAGCGGUCCCAGCGGGCCCGGCGGUCCAAAAGGACCAAGCGGUCCCAGCGGAACCAGCGGACUCAGGGGUCCCAGCGGACCCGGCGGUCCAAAAGGACCAAGCGGUCCUAGCGGACCCAGCGGUCCCAGCGGAUCCAGCGGUCCCAGCGGACCCGGCGGUCUAAAAGGACCUUAUGGUCCAAUAAGUUCUGGAGGCCCAAAAGGUCCGGGCGGUCCAGUGACUCAAGGCAUACCAAGUAGUUUUGGAAGUAUUGGAAAAUUACCGAGCAGUGGAGGAAGCUUAUUUGGUUCAGGUGGUCAGGGCAGACCUGGUGACGUUUUCGGUACGAAAGGUUCAGAAACACCUGUUGGUCAAAAGGGUCUAAGUGGCUUUGCAACUCCUGUAAAAACAGGUGACGGGUUUGGCAGUUUUGGUGUCCCGGGAAGAUCUGAUGGAACCGGAGGUCCUAAAGGAUUUGGUAGUUUUGGUGGCAUAGGAGGUUCGAUAAGUACGGGCGGUCUAAAAAGUCAAAGUGGUUUAAGCGGACCAGGUGGUACAAAAGGACCCAGUGGACCCAGUGGACCCAGCGGUCUCCGCGGACCCAGCGGACCCAGCGGUCCAAAAGGACCAAGCGGUCCUAGCGGUCCCAGCGGUCUCAGCGGUCCCAGCGGGCCCGGCGGUCCCAGCGGACCAAGCGGUCCCAGCGGAACCAGCGGACUCAGGGGUCCCAGCGGAUCCAGCCGUCCAAGUGGACCCAGCCGUCCAAGUGGACCCAGCCGUCCAAGUGGACCCAGCGGUCCAAGUGGACCCAGCGGACUCAGGGGUCCCAGCGGACCCAGCGGUCCAAAAGGACCAAGCGGUCCUAGCGGAUCCAGCGGUCCCAGCGGUCCCAGCGGACCCGGCGGUGCAAGAAGACCUCAUGUUCCAAUAAGUUCUGGAGGCCCAAAAGGUCCAGGCGGUCCAGUGACUCAAGGCACACCAAGUAGUUUUGGAAGUAUUGGAAAAUUACCGAGCAGUGGAGGAAGCUUAUUUGGUUCAGGUGGUCAAGGGAGACCUGGUGACGUUUUUGGUACGAAAGGUUCAGGAACACCGGUUGGUCAAAAGGGUCUAAGUGGCUUUGCAACUCCUGUAAAAACAGGCGCCCCUUCUGAAAGUGGUCAAUAUAGACCAGAUAGGUAUAAACCGGAUGGUAGUGGGCAAUAUAAACCGGACAGUGAUGGUCAAUAUGUUCAUCAAGCUGGACCAGAUGGACCGGGAGCACAAGAUUACGUACAUCAGGGGGGUCCAGGUGGUGGUUUUGGUGGUUCCGGUGGACCGGGAGGUCCAACAGGAUUAGGUGGUCCUGGAGGUCCUAAAGGCGUUGAUGGUUUUGGUGGCAUAGGUGGUCCAAGGGGUACGGGUGGUCCAAGGGGCCCGGGUGGUCCAAAGGGCCCGGGAGGUCCAAAAGGUCCGGGUGGUCCAAGUGGACCAGGUGGUCCAAGUGGACCAGGUGGUCCAAGUGGACCAGGUGGUCCAAGUGGACCAGGUGGUCCAAGUGGACUAGGUGGCCCAAGCUUGCCAGGUGGUCAACGCGGAGCAGGUGCCCCAAGCAAACCAAGCGGUUCUAGCGGACCCGGUAUUUCAACUGGAUUAAUUGAUUUAAGCAGACCAGGGAGUUCAUUUGGACCAGGUCCAAGCGGACCCGUGAGUUCGAGCGGAUUUGCUGGUCCAAGCAAACCCGGUCAGGGUGGACCAGGUAGACCAGAUGGUUUAGGCGGUACCAUUCCGAGGGGGUAUCUUCCGGUAAAAGAUGGUCCUAGAUCUCCAGGGGUCUCAGCAAGUGUAAGACCAGAAGAUUCACGAGGUCCAAGUGGCGCAGGUGGCGUAUUCGGCGGUUUCGGUGCAGGUGGUUCAAGUGGAUUACGUGGACCAGUGGGUACAAGCGGUUCCGGUGGUCCACGAGGCCCGAAAGAUCCGCGAGGUCCUGACGGUUCUGGAAUCCAGGGUAUUCCAAGCAGCUUCGGAAGUGCUGGAAAAUUACCGAGUAGCACGGGAAGCCUUAUUGGACAAGGUGGUCAAAGCAAACCUGGUGACGCUUUUGGCACGAAAGGUUCAGGAACACCGGGUGGUCUAAAAGGUGGCGGGUUUGGCGGUUACGGUGGAUUCGGAAGACCUGGAGGACCUGGGCCGAUAGGAUUUGGUGGACCUGGUGGACCCGGUGGACCUGGUGGAUUAAGUGGUCAAAGCGUACCCGCCGGUUCAAGAGGACCCAGUGUUCCAAGCGGACCCGGAGGUCCAAGCGGGCCCGGAGGUCCAAGCGGACCCGGAGGUCCAAGCAGACCCGGAGGUCCAAGCGGACCCGGAGGUCCAAGCGGGCCCCGAGGUCCAAGCGGACCAGGUGGCCUAGGAGGACCUAGUGGUCCAGGAGGACCUAGUGGUCCAGGAGGACCUAGUGGUCCAGGAGGACCUGGACGCCCAGGAAUAUUCGUUAGCCCAGGAGGACCCGGUAGUCCAAGCGGGCCUGGAGGCCCAAGACAAAUUGGUGGUCCAGGAGGACCCGGUGGUCUAAGCGGGCCUGGAGGCCCAAGAGGAAUUGGUGGUCUAGGAGGACCCGGUGGUUUAAGCGGGCCUGGAGGCCCUAGAGGAAUUGGUGGUGCUGUAGGACCCAGUGGUUCAAGCGGACCGAGUGGUUCAAGUGGACUAGGUGGUCAAAGCGUACCCGGUGGUUCUAGAGGACCCAGUGGGUCAAGCGCGCCUGGUGGCCUAAGAGAACCCAGUGGCUCAGGGGCACCCGGUAGCUCAGUGGGUCGCGGUGGCCCAGGGGGACUCGGUGGCCCAGGGGGACUUGGUGGCUCAGGAGGACCCGGUAGUCCAAGAAUACCCGGUGGUCCAGGAGGACCCGGUGGCCCAGGAGGACCCGGUGGCCCAGGAGGACCCGGUGGCCCAGGAGGACCCGGUGGCCCAGGACGACCCGGUGGCCCAGGAGGACCCGGUAGCCCAGGAGGACAAGGUGGCCCAGGAGGACCCGGUGGCCCAAGAGGACCCGGUGGCCCAAGAGGACCCGGUGGCCCAGGAGGACCUGGUGGUCCAAGCGGACUAGGUGGUCAAAGCCGACAAGGUGGCUCAUUCGAACCAGGUGUCUCAAGCGCGCCUAGUGGUCCAAGAGGACCCAGUGGUCCGAGCGGGCUUGGAAGCCUAGGAGGAGUUGGUGGUCCAGGAGGACCCAGUGGUCCAAUUGGGCCCGGUGGUCCAAUUGGGCCUGGUGGUUUAAGCGGGCCCGGAGGCCCAAGAGGAGUCGGUGGUCUAGGAGGACCCGGUGGUCCAAGCGGAUUGAGUGGUGCAAGCCGAACGAGUGGUCCAGGCGGACUAGGUGGUCAAAGCAGACCAGGUGGCUCAAUUGGACCAGGUAGUCAAAGCGUGCCCGUUUUAGGUUCUAGAGGGUCUAGUGGGCCAAGCGCGCUUGGCGGUCUGAGAGGACCCGGUGGCCAAACAGGACCAAGUGGUCCAACAGGUUUAGGAGGACCGAACGCUUUUAGUGGCUCUAGCAUUCAAGGUACCCCAAGCAGCUUUGGAAGUAUUGGAAAAGUACCGAGUGGUCCAAGAGGACCCGGUAGUCCAGAAGGAGCCAGUGGCUCAAGUGGAUCUGGAGGUCAAUAUGGAUUAAUUGGACCAAGCGGACCAGGUGGUCCAAGCAGUUCAGGUGGUCCAAGCGGGCUUGGUAGACCAAGUGGUCCGAGAGGAUCCGGUAGUUUAAGUGGACCUGAUGGUCCUUAUGGACCAAGUGGUCCUAGCAGACCAAGCGGCUCAGUUGGAUCAGGUGGUAAAAGCGUACCUGGUGGUUCAAGAGGACCCAGUGGUCCAGCAGGCUUAGGAAGCCCGAACGUUCCUGGUGGUCCUGGCAUUCAAGGUAUCUCAAGCAGCUUUGGAAGUUUUGGAAAAUUACCGAGUAGCACAGGAAGCCUAGUUGUUCCAGGUGGUUCAAAAAUCACCGAUGUUGCAAAAACAUCUAAGGCUCCAGGAGAUUUAUCCGCUUUUUCACAAGGGGCAAGAGGACCCGCAGUUUCUGGGGGAAAAGAUCUAUGUCACUUUGGCGGCCCAGGAGGAUCAACUUCAAACAGUUUUGACGGUGGAUUCAUUUUCACUCCGCCCACGUCUGGCGAUAAAUGUUUGCCACCUUUAUCUGUGAAACCAAUCACCGUACCAAAAAUUACAACAUCAACUUGCCCGUGCUAUCUGGUUGGUCCUGAAAGUAGUGAUACUAAACUAGCUGCCUUUAAUAGACCGUCUGGCACGCCUGCAUUUAGUUCAAUUCGUCCUGAAAAUUUGCCGCCAGGCGCAGUUAUAGGUUUUCUGCCGGUUGUGUUCUUCCCGUAUUGUCCGGAUGGUAACACGAAAGGACCAGAGCCGACUACACUGCAACCGCUGUUUCCAUCAGCUAUACCCAUACCAUAUCCUUGCGGCCAAUGUAACAGUGGCAGCGCGAGAAAUCAAAGAUCAGCUGGAAACGACAGCUUUAUGAAAGUACUGAAUCAAUCAGGCGUCGGUAUAGCAUUUGUCGAAAGCUCUUAGAUAAAUUCAAAGAAGAUGCAAGAACAUUAUAUUUAACAUGAGAGUAAGUUAGAAACAUUACAUCUCUCAACACCAUCUUGAGUCAUUUGUUCUGUGAAUAGUGUAUUAUU
This is a messenger RNA of Ctenocephalides felis (cat flea), 8771 nucleotides long. Its product is annotated as collagen alpha-5(IV) chain-like. The transcript is spliced from 23 exons. Bases 1 to 8661 code for a protein of 2886 amino acids. NCBI's taxonomy places the organism in Eukaryota, Metazoa, Arthropoda, Insecta, Siphonaptera, Pulicidae. The record is from RefSeq and is a predicted model, not a curated record.